AUGGAGCCAGAAGCCUUAGAAAUUUGCCCCUACAACCCUCACCACCGAAUCCCACUUAGCAGAUUUCAGUACCACUUGGCUUCAUGCAGGAGAAAGAACCCCAAGAAAGCCAAAAAGAUGGCCAGCUGCAAAUACAAUGCCUGCCACGUGGUCCCCAUCAAGAAGCUGGAGGAGCACGAGGCUGCCUGUGUCAACAGAAGCAGGGCAGAGGAAGAAGACAGCCUGAGGCCUCUGAAAGUCAGCCUUCCAAGCUCAGAGCAGAACAGAAACGCCCCUGCAGUGUCCCCCUGGCUCCCCAACCCGGAUGGCUGGAAUGUCGAUAGCACAAACUGCCACCCCAUGUUUGUCCUUAAGACCUUUGUUCCCCAAAAUCUUGUCUGUGAAAGCGACACAAGAGAGUCAGAGAGAGACCACACCUGUCCCUGACCACCCCCCCAGAAGAUCAUCAGAUCAGGAGAGUAA
This is a messenger RNA of Phacochoerus africanus (Common warthog), 462 nucleotides long. It is a transcript of the gene GTSF1L, whose product is annotated as gametocyte specific factor 1 like. The record is from RefSeq and is a predicted model, not a curated record. NCBI's taxonomy places the organism in Eukaryota, Metazoa, Chordata, Mammalia, Artiodactyla, Suidae.